Messenger RNA from Yamadazyma jaroonii, 1023 nucleotides. The record is from the annotation of a GenBank genome assembly. NCBI's taxonomy places the organism in Eukaryota, Fungi, Ascomycota, Pichiomycetes, Serinales, Debaryomycetaceae.
AUGCAAGACAUGGGAUACAAAAAGGGACAAAAUGAUUCGUGUGCCUUAUUCACGUCAUUGGGGAUGUUUAUCAUUGACGACAAUAUCUAUCCUAAAUCUUGGAAUAGGCCCUCUGAGUUAAAUGUCAUUGGGGGUGGAGGAAGUUAUUCAAUCGUUGGGGCCAGAAUAAUUGGUGGGGAACGAUACGGUAAACAAAUAACAGGAAUCAUAGAUAAAGGUAGUGACUUUCCUGAAGAAGUAGAAGCAGAGAUCAAUAAUUGGGAUACUGGGGUAAAAUUUCGCUUGGACAAUUCCAGGUUGACAACUAGGGGUUGUAAUAGAUAUGAUGAAAACAAUGUGAGACAUUUCACUUAUUUAAAUCCCAAGAAAAGAAUUGAACUUGACGACUUAUUACAAGAAGACCUAAUCAAUUCCAAAUGUUUCCAUCUUAUAUGUUCAUUUGAUCGUUGUAAUGAGUUGGUCGAUGGUAUAAAACAAUACAAUGCUCAAGCCAAGAUCAUUUAUGAACCUUUACCUGACGAUUGCAUAUUCGAGAAUUUUGAGAAGAUGAUAACAGUACUUCCAAAAAUAGAUAUUUUUACACCAAACUUGAACGAGGGCAGCCAAUUACUUAAUAAUAGUGAACCGACAACUAUAGAGGGUAUCAAGGAGAUCACGGGAAAGUAUGUGAAAUUAGGUUGUCAAAGGAUUAUCUUGAGAUGUGGCCCCUUAGGCUGUUACAUAGGAUCCCCUCAGAUGCUGAAACAUUUGCCUGCAUAUCACCAAGAUCAGAAGAAUGUAAUUGACGUCACAGGGGGAGGAAAUUCUUUUUGUGGGGGGUUCAUGAUUGGUUUUUACCUAACGAAUGAUCUUGUUAUAGCAGGAAUUUUAGGUAACAUUGCAAGUGGUUGCAUCAUUGAAAAACUUGCUAUGCCAACCAAAAUAGGUAACAUUUGGAAUGGGAAGUCUGUUGAAGAGAGAUUGGAUUGGUAUUUGAACCACUACCAUGUGGAAAUAGAGAGGAAUAAGAUAGACUGGUUAUAG